Molecule: messenger RNA, 585 nt
Organism: Saccharomycopsis crataegensis
Lineage: Eukaryota; Fungi; Ascomycota; Saccharomycetes; Ascoideales; Saccharomycopsidaceae
Gene: RPB4
Product: DNA-directed RNA polymerase II subunit RPB4
Exons: 1
Coding region: 1-585 (194 amino acids)
Biological process (GO): transcription initiation at RNA polymerase II promoter
Cellular component (GO): RNA polymerase II, core complex
Molecular function (GO): nucleotide binding; translation initiation factor binding
Source: RefSeq, a predicted model, not a curated record
AUGAAUGUAUCAACUUCAACUUUGGGAGCCAAGCGGAGAAGAAGAAGAAACGAUGCGGGCGUUGGUGAUCAGGAAAAUGCAGCAGUUUUGCAGUUAGGUCCAGAGUUUACAGAAACCCAGAUUGAUCAUGAGGGCAAUGCUCAGCAAUUGGUGGCUCUUAAUUUUUCCGAGGCCAGAAUUUUGAUUAGAGAAGCCUUGAAGGAACGUAAGAAAGUCAUGGACGCCAAAAAUGGAGUGGCAUCAACGAGCAUUGCAGAUGAUGACGACGAUGAUGAAGUUAUUGCUAAAGUAGCCCUUGCUCCUGGUGCCAACGAAGUUUUGAAGAAGACAUUGGAAUAUCUUAAUAUAUUUGCGAGAUUUAGAGACCAGGAAACAUGUUCGGUAGUAGAAAGUUUGUUAAAGCCAAAAGACUACGAAGAUAAAGAAACUUCAUUGCAUCCAUUUGAAAUUGCCCAGUUGGGUUCUUUGGCUUGUGAUGAGCCAGACGAAGCAAAAACUUUGAUUCCAAGUUUAGCUGAUAAGAAGAGUGAUGAGGAAUUAUUGGAAGUUUUGAACCAGCUACGUACUUAUGAAACUCCAAACUGA